UUUUAAAUUGCAGACCAAUUAGAUUAAUGGUUGAAAACUUUUUCUAUAAAGUUACACGUAAACUUUAAUCGAACAAAAGGAUAACCUUUUGAAUAUUUAUAGAUCUUUCUUUGUCUUAUUCAGUUCGAUUGGCAAAUGGUAUGAAGUAUUGUCUAGCAAUGGGAACAACCAAAGCUAUGAAAAAAUUUGGCGUUUACCCUCUGCCAAUUGUAAUCCCCGGUUGCGAGCAUUACGUAUUAUUCAGCGACGAAUAUCUUGGUUGCGUGGUUAAAGCGUAUCCAUUUUCAAUAUUUCAUUACGUUGGGACAAACAAAAUGGGAGCUUACGACGAUUCCAGCACCGUUGUAGAUCCAACACUCAAAGUGAAAGGAGUGAAAGGGCUUAGAGUAGCGGAUGCUUUUAUUAUACCAUCCAUGCCUACAGGACACACAAAUUUUCCGACAAUGAUAAUUGGCGAAAGAGCAGCUGCCAUGAUAUUACACGAACUUCACGACAAGGGACAUAAAUAAAAGUUCCUGAAUGGCUUCACUUUUUGUAUUGACGUCUUGUAUUGUACUCUACGUGAUAUUUAGA
Molecule: messenger RNA, 573 nt
Organism: Centruroides sculpturatus (bark scorpion)
Lineage: Eukaryota; Metazoa; Arthropoda; Arachnida; Scorpiones; Buthidae
Product: oxygen-dependent choline dehydrogenase-like
Exons: 3
Coding region: 141-509 (122 amino acids)
Molecular function (GO): flavin adenine dinucleotide binding; oxidoreductase activity, acting on CH-OH group of donors
Source: RefSeq, a predicted model, not a curated record